ACGCAGCCACUGUUUGAGACGGAAGACUGCGGAGUGUAUCUCCAGUUACUGCGAACCAAGAGAAAAACUCAAGAAAAGUGCAGGCAGAACAGGUCAGAUCAAAAACAUGUCGGGGUUUCUGGAUGGGAUCAGAUGUGGCGAUUGCGAGUGUAAUGUGGACUGGGGUGAGAAGAGAAACACCAUCGCCUCCAUCGCAGCCGGAGUUCUGUUUUUCACAGGCUGGUGGAUCAUCAUUGAUGCAGCGAUAAUGUACCCUAAAGAGGAACAGUUCCACCAUGCAUAUCAUACCUGUGGGGUUAUAGCGACUAUAGCCUUCCUCAUGAUCAAUGCGGUGUCAAAUGGCCAGGUGAGGGGCGACAGCUACAGCGAGGGCUGCUUGGGACAGACAGGCGCCAGAGUUUGGCUCUUCAUCGGGUUCAUGUUGGCAUUCGGGUCUCUCAUCGCCUCUAUGUGGAUUUUGUUUGGUGGUUUUGUUGUGACUGAGACAAAGGAUCUGUCAGUGUAUCCUGGUAUUGCAGUUUUCUUCCAAAAUGCAUUCAUCUUCUUUGGUGGUCUGGUGUUCAAGUUUGGCAGAACUGAGGACCUCUGGCAGUAAAGGUCCAUUUCCUCCAAUCAAAUCCCACAGUCCAUCAACACACAAUUCCUCUGUACUUAUUGCUGCUUAUUUGCACUCUCUAUUUCUUUCUCUCCCCUUUUCAAUUCCUCAGCUGACUCCUGUUCUUAAAUAUGUUCCUUCUUCCUUUCUUUGUCUCUCUUCCUGUGUGGCCACAGUGGGCGCCCACAGCGAGAGAAAUACAAAUCAAAUCCAGUCUCUGCGGUCAAAAUGGACACGUUUAGACCUCGUCCUGCGUGUAUAAUAAAAAUGACUUGUACAGUGAAAUUACAAUGACAGAACUGCAGAAUACUGACUAGUGCCGAUGUCUUCAGUCUUCUGAAAAAAAAAACAUUGUUGAAAUGUUAAGCAUAAUUGAUUGACAAAAUAUUGUUACGUGAUAUUGUGGAACAGCAGCAGGGAGUUUUUGAGCAAAAUCUUCAAUAACCAAAAUGAGCGUGACUGGCUUUCAGUCCUUCACUGUGUUUCUAUUUAAUGUGUUGUCAUUUGAAUAAAAGUCAUUUCUUUUUGCAUAAGCCACCAAAAUGAUCUGUCAGAACACUUUUGUUUAUAAUCUUUCGAAAUUUUGCGCAGUGUGCCGAUUUAAGAACACACUCCUGUCAUAGUUGCGUCUCAACCUUCAGUCAGCUGAUAUUACUACAAUAAGCGCUUUAUUCUACGUCUUGCUUUUGGAAGAUUUUAUAUAUUAUGUUACAUGGGUUCCCACACAUUUUCCAGUCAUUCAGUUUUUUUUAAAUUUUAAAAAUGAUUUUACACCGAAUGCACUGAGCAAAGUAGAAACAUGUAUAUUCACUGUCAAUAUUUUUCAUUUCUGUGCAACUAGUAAAACCAAACAGCAUAUUUCUAUGAGUUUGACUGUGGGAAGCUGGGUUAUAUAUUUUGUAGCUUUAAGUUCACUCUCUGUGUAUGUUUGGGCAUGUGGGAGUUGUAUAAAAAUGUUAAUGUUUUUAAAAAGCACAAUUUCUUAUUUCAGUGGUUAUGGGAGAAUAAGGUGAGAUGUGAGUCUCAAAAAUAUCGACUCUACUAACAAAUUAGAUUCUGUGAUUUCUACAUGCUAAAAGAAUGUAACAUUUUAAUGUAAUCCAUGUCUCUUUAUGACAAAAAGUAGCUGAACUUCAUCCAACUGUGGGUUUAAAUGAAUAAAAUUAUUGUAAAUA
Messenger RNA from Labeo rohita (rohu), 1770 nucleotides. It is a transcript of the gene tmem50a, whose product is annotated as transmembrane protein 50A. The transcript has 7 exons. Gene Ontology annotation, biological process: protein targeting to vacuole; late endosome to vacuole transport via multivesicular body sorting pathway. Lineage: Eukaryota; Metazoa; Chordata; Actinopteri; Cypriniformes; Cyprinidae. Bases 107 to 595 code for a protein of 162 amino acids. The record is from RefSeq and is a predicted model, not a curated record.